AUGCGCAGCCCCAUUCUGAAGGGUCACUGCUUCCAGAACUCCAAGUCCGACUCAGGAGAAAGCCACCCUCCUCAGACUAGCUGCAGCAUCCAGAACGCAGCGGCGAUCCUGGAGGAGCCGGAGAUGCUUCGAGCUCAGACUUGCCCCGCAGGACCUCGGCCUUCUGGGGAGCAGGGGCUGCGGAGAGCAGACGCCCCCGCCUGGCUGCUGCGGGCCUGCCUCACCCGGCAAAGGAUGCGCAGCCACUCUGUCGGAACUGAGCAUCGGUCGCAGGGGAGGAUGCCGCCUUCCCACGCGGACCUGGCGCGGAGCCUGCGGGCGGAAAAGCCAACUCCACCGGUGCUCAAGUCUUCCUCCAUCAGCAGCUGUUUCCCUCCCUCUGAUCCUGGCACCAGCCAGUGGGCACCCUACCCUUGGAGCCAGCCAUUUACCCAAAGGGGCGCCAUUCACACAGACUGCGACAUGAAUGGCGUCCCUGGAUGUGUGCGGCACCGCUUCCAGGCCUGGAAUUCCCCCAAUGGACGCGGGCAGCGGGAUGAGAUGGGAGAGGGAGCCCCACCCCCACCCCCAUCCUCGGCCACGGUCAUUCGUGCCCGUUUUCACAUCUAUAAAGGAGUCAAGGCAUUUUCAUUCUGUAAAAGAAAGAACUUGCUGCUGACAGGUGGAAUGGACCGAAUAAUUAGAGUCUGGAAUCCUUAUCUGCCUGGAAAACCAACAGGUAUGCUGAAAAGCCACACAGCUCCAGUGAUCUACAUCCAUGUGUCUGUUGAGGAUAACAAAAUAUUUUCCAUGUCCACCAACAACACUAUUAAGAUCUGGGAUCUGGAGACCGACAGCUGCUUGUUUACUGUCUCCUCCAAAGCCAGCGGUAUUCGGGGUGAGCCCGGGGCCUGCCUCCACCUCCCCCACCCCAGAGCCCUGUGUGUGGCCACUGACACCGUCGCCCUCCUGCACCUGAGGCUGAGCUCUCCCCACGAGCCUCACCUGGUGGUUUCCCACAAAGAGCCCGUGGUGUGCUGCCGGUACAACCCCACAUUCAGGCAGGUGGUCAGCUGCUCGGAAGCAUUUGUGGUGAACGUAUGGGACUUUGAAACAGGAAGACUCUUGUCUGAAUUUAUUGGGGCUCAUGGCAAUGCCGGAGUCACUUGUCUGACCUUUGACUCCAGUGGGAGAAGGCUAGUUACUGGGGGCAGAGAUGGCUGUCUGAAAAUAUGGAGCUACAACAACGGACAUUGUCUGCACAUUAUCUUUCUAGAUGAAAAGCAAGGUGAAGUCUGUGAUUGUACCUACUUGGAGGUGAACCAAAAUAAGUGUAUCAUAGCUGUUGCAUGGGAUAGAAGAAUAAAUGUGUACUUUGACACACCAUGUGACUUUCAUCACUUCCGGAAGCCACAGCCACGCUGGCAGGAUGACUUGAACCAUGGGCAGGAGGACAUCCUCUGUGUGGCUCAAUGCCCACCUUUUCUCUUUGCCACCUCCAGCUAUGAGGGGGAGAUUAUCAUUUGGAACGUCAUCUCAGGCCACAUGUACUGCAAGCUGAAUACCCCUGGCCCCUCUGAUGGCACAGACGAUACAGAAGGCCCAGACAGGGGUGUUUCCUGCCUCACCUUUCUGAAGACUCGGGCAGCCAGCUUGGAAUCAGCCGCCACUUCCCUAAUGGCCAACAGGCCCCGAGGUUCUGUCACCUUCUGGAGGCUGUCUGGCGGGGCCUGUCCCAUUGCAAACUUCACUCCUUCCAGAGAUAAAGCCCCAGUCAGCAGCAUGGUGGUGACAGCAGGAGAUGCCUGUACCUACGUGGCUGACCAGGAUGGCUUUGUGCACGUCUACCACAUCGAGGAAUACGGUCUGCGGGGACCAGAGCAGCAGCCUCCCAAGAUUAAGCAGUGACUCUCCACAUGAGACAAUGUGAUGUUCUGGCGGGCCCACGUCAGCAUGGUGACAUCUUUGGAGCUGAUAGAAAAAGAAAAGGUUGUGCUGUCAUCCUCCCUGGACCACACCGUUCGCCUGUGGAGCACAGACAGGGAGUACAUCGGGACCUUUGCACAGAGUAGCCCCUGGGAUGUUUUCACUCCUGCCUCCUGGAGCCACCCCGGAGUGCCCUGUGAAGUUCUGACAGACCCGCAGAGUAUGUCUGCUCACCCAGUGCUGGACAGAGGUGUUCCUACCACGUGCACAGGAGAAGAGGAGCAAGACAAGGUAGUGGAAGGCAAGGCCAGUGCUAAGAACACAGAGAGACUCAACACCUCGCUCAAACCCCUGUCACAUCAGAGAGACAGACACUGGAAAUCCAGCCCGCAGCACACGCUCACCAUCAGGAAAUAUAUUUUAACGCUGGGCUUCCUGAUGAGUGAAAGGAAGGAAUGA
Molecule: messenger RNA, 2364 nt
Organism: Hippopotamus amphibius kiboko
Lineage: Eukaryota; Metazoa; Chordata; Mammalia; Artiodactyla; Hippopotamidae
Product: WD repeat-containing protein 49-like
Molecular function (GO): protein binding
Source: RefSeq, a predicted model, not a curated record